UGUCUCGCUUGUUUGGCGAACAAAAUUUUGUUUUCAUUUCAUGGCCUCCAACACCUUCACCACCAAUACCACCACCUUGAGUUAUGCGUAAUUUGCGCUUCUUUAAUCAAAUCAAACCCCAAAACUCUUAACUAAGCCUCUCUUUAAUUCCCUUCACAUUUUUCAUCUUUCAAUGAAUUUUCUUCCCUUUAUUUUAUUCUUCCCAUGAAUCUUCUUUGAUCAAGUAUAUGGCAACUACGAAGAGAGAAGGUAAUAAUGCUUGGAAGGAGAAGAUGGUGAUAUCCCCUUCAAAGUCUCGUGCCCCCAAUAUCACCAAAACUCGUCCAAAACCAUCCACAACAAGCUCUACAGAUCACAAGGCUGCUUCUUCUUCUUCUACAACUACUACUACUGCUGCUGCAACUGAAAAGCGACUCCCACACUAUCUUAGGCCAACGCUAAGCUCACGCCAUGAAUCUGUCAAGAAUGCGAAGAAACCUGGCCCCGAAGACACAGCAAAGAAGGCCAGUUCUUUGAAUAGAAGAAGAUCCUCGGAUAGUAAGCCACAAAGUGCUGUUGUCUCCCAUGGCUUGAAAGAGAAAACCACAACAGUCCGUUCCAAUACUAUUCCAUCCAAAGGUACCCAUUCUCUGAAACCAGUUGCGGAGAGGACUCCAAAAACGUCCAAGUUUGGUAAACCACAGGCGCCUUUGCAUGCAAAGGGCACCAUUAAGAGCAGUACCAAUCCUGCAGCCACUAAGAAGGAGUUUCAUAAUGCUUUGGCUUCGACAAAGGGUCUUGAUGUAACACAAACUUCGAGUCAUGAAAGUGAAGAGGAGGGAGAAAUUUUGGUUCAUGAGGUUGAAGAAGUUGUGAACGUGGAAGUUGGGGCUGAGACAGAGAGUAACAUUUCUGAAGUGCCAAAAAGUGAAGAUUUUGAGGAUGGUAGUGUUGUUGAAUCUGAUCAUGUCGACAGUAUUAUUGAAGAUGAGCAUGAAGUCAAGCCUUGUGACAUUCCUGAAGUUUCUGAAGAAAUAAAAGCAAAUGCGACUGCUCAGAUUGAAGAAGCUGAAGCUAAAGCACAAAAAGAAGAAGAAGCUGAAGCUAGAGCACAAAAAGAAGAAGAAGCUGAGAAUGAACAUGGAGGAGAAGAGAAUGAAAGCAAAGAAGAAGGCAAUGUAGAAGAGAGUGUGGCAAUAAGUGAGGCGGUAGUGGAGGUCGAAGAAGACAAAGGGGAGGUCAAAGGAGAAGAUUCUGAGGCUGAAAACAAGAACGAGGGCAACAUGGUGGAUGAGAAGGAAGAGGUGGACGGAGGAAGUGAAGGGCUUAACUUGAAGGAAGGACAAGAUGAGGUUGGUGCCGUUGAAGAAACAAAACCAGAGGUGGUGAAUACAGUAUCAUCUAAGCGCCAAGUGGGACAGGGAAAGAAGGAGACUCAAGCAUAUAAUGAUGUGAUUGAGGAAACUGCAAGCAAGCUAUUGGAGAAGAGGAAGAACAAGGUGAAAGCAUUGGUUGGGGCAUUUGAGACUGUCAUAGAUAUAGAAACCCCAUCCAAAUGAAACCCCUCUUGUUCUCCUAAAUCAGUUUUACAUAAUUAAACUCAUACGUUACCUACAAUUCUAAGGAGAGUGUGAUAGAAAAA
This is a messenger RNA of Quercus lobata, 1621 nucleotides long. Its product is annotated as calmodulin-binding protein-like protein. The record is from RefSeq and is a predicted model, not a curated record. Gene Ontology annotation, molecular function: calmodulin binding. NCBI's taxonomy places the organism in Eukaryota, Viridiplantae, Streptophyta, Magnoliopsida, Fagales, Fagaceae. The transcript has 2 exons. Bases 228 to 1538 code for a protein of 436 amino acids.